AUGGUCGCAGCACAGCAAGUCAAGGUCCCGCCGAGCGGCAUUUGGGCACCCGCCAUCACCUUCUUCGACAAUGACCAACUUACGCUCGAAGUCCAGACCAAAUACUACAAAUACCUCGCGCAGACAGGGCUGGCGGGGCUGGUCAUCAUGGGCACGAACGGCGAGACGUUCCUGCUGACAGCGCAGGAGCGGGCGACACUCAUAGCGACGGCGCGCAAGGCGGUCGGGCCAGACUUCCCCAUCAUGGCCGGGUGCGGCGCGCACAGCACGGCGCAGGUGCUGGGCCAUAUCGAGGACGCCGCGGCGGCGGGGGCCGACUACGCGCUGGUGCUGCCGCCAGGCUACUUCGGCAAGGCCAGCACGCCGGCCGUGGUGGAGCGCUUCUUCGACACGGUGGCCGAGAAGUCGUCGCUGCCCAUCGUCAUCUACAACUUCCCGGCCGUCACCAACGGCGUCGACCUCGACAGCGACCUCAUCGCGCGUCUGGCGCUGCGGCACCCGGGGAAGAUCGUCGGCGUCAAGCUGACGUGCGGCAGCGUGGCCAAGGUCGUGAGGCUGAGCGCCGCGCUGCCCGCCGACCGCUUCGCGACGUUCGGCGGCCAGAGCGACUUCCUGCUCGGCGCGCUGGCGUCGGGCGCCGCGGGCUGCAUCGCCGCCUUCGCCAACAUUGCGCCGCGCACCAUUGUGCGCAUCUACGACUUGUGGAAGGCCGGCAAGGCGGACGACGCGCUCGAGCUGCACAAGAAGGCCGCCCUGGCGGAGAACCCGUGCAAGGCCGGCAUCGCCGUGGUCAAGUUCGUCGCCGCCCACUUCACGGCCAAGAGGGCCGGCAUCGAGGGCGCGGCCAAACUGGCCCUGCCCCGGGAGCCGUAUGCCGGGCCGGCUGAGGGCGUCAAGACGGCGACGCUGGGAGCGUUGGCGGAGAUUCAAGAGAUCGAGGAGGGCUUGGUGAAGGCUGGGUGA
This is a messenger RNA of Diplodia corticola, 963 nucleotides long. Its product is annotated as dihydrodipicolinate synthetase. The coding region runs from base 1 to 963 and encodes 320 amino acids. The transcript has 2 exons. Gene Ontology annotation, molecular function: 4-hydroxy-tetrahydrodipicolinate synthase activity. Lineage: Eukaryota; Fungi; Ascomycota; Dothideomycetes; Botryosphaeriales; Botryosphaeriaceae. The record is from RefSeq and is a predicted model, not a curated record.